Molecule: messenger RNA, 948 nt
Organism: Trichophyton rubrum CBS 118892
Lineage: Eukaryota; Fungi; Ascomycota; Eurotiomycetes; Onygenales; Arthrodermataceae
Exons: 3
Coding region: 1-948 (315 amino acids)
Biological process (GO): polyprenol catabolic process; dolichol-linked oligosaccharide biosynthetic process
Cellular component (GO): endoplasmic reticulum
Molecular function (GO): 3-oxo-5-alpha-steroid 4-dehydrogenase activity
Source: RefSeq, a predicted model, not a curated record
AUGGAUGGGCUCGCUGGCAUGGACCUUGUCGACUGGAUAAGAGGCGGAUAUGUGGUGCUAGCUGCCAGUGUCAUGGCUGUCAACAGUCUCAAGUUCCUUCGUGACAGGUUCAUUUCAUACGGUGCCCGGACUCUGCCAGCAUCGAAGGAGCCGAGUAGCAAACCUUCGGCAGUGGCCACCGUCUCUCCAUGGAGUGGUAUUGCAGGAAUCCUGAACCGCGUGGCAACCUGGGAUGUGCCGCAUUCCUACUUUACCCAUUUCUACUACUGCGCCGUCGGCGUGGCGCUCUUCUGGUGGUAUCAGCUUCUGGCCAGAGGUUGGGCCUUUAAGCUCAUUGCCAGCAUGGUAGAUCACGAAAAAAGAAAGAGUUCAAUGUCCUUUAACCAGAUAUUCCUUUGCUGGACGCUUUUUACCAUCCAGGCCUGCCGUCGACUCUACGAGUGCCUCUCAUUUGUGAAGCCCUCGCAGGCAAGGAUGCACGUCGGGCAUUGGCUCUACGGAUUUACCUAUUAUAUCGUCAUGGGAGUCGCUAUUUGGAUUGAAGGAACAACAACUCUACUCUCAACUAAUAGUCCAUUGGGCGAUGCUGCUAUGACGGCGCCUUCCCUGAGGUCAUUGAUCUUUAUCCCGGUGUUCAUAUUUGCUUCUGGGAUACAGUAUGACUGCCACGAGUAUCUGGCAUCCCUUGUUAAAUAUACCCUCCCGGUGCAUCCCGCGUUCGUCAACAUAAUAUCUCCACACUACACCGCGGAAUGCAUGAUAUACCUUUCGUUAAGCUUCCUUGCUGCACCCCCAGGAUCGAUUGUCAACAGUACCAUCUUUUCCGCCGUAAUUCUCACUGCAGUGCAGUUGGGUACUUCAGCAGCAGCUACCAAGAAGUGGUAUAGCGAGAAGUUCGGGAAGGAAAAGGUCAAGGAUAGAUGGGUCAUGCUACCCCUUAUAUGGUAG